AUGCAGGUGAUAAGUUCGAGCCCGGUUGUUUCCUUGAAUCAAUCUUUCAAUUCUUGCUCCGCCACUGAUGUAGCAGAAAUCGCCAGUAAUUUUCAGGAUCUUAGCUUGAGUUUGAAACUAAAUGAAGUCACAGGAAAUGAAUUAGAGAAAUUUGAGGAUGAUAAACCGCUACAUGAUGAAGAAAAAGGAGAGAUUGAGGCGGAGGAGGAAGAGGAGGAGGAGUUUAGUUUUGUUUGCAUGAAUCCUGAUGGAUCGCCUAUAUCUGCCGACGAUAUAUUCCAAAACGGUCAGAUCCGACCAGUUUAUCCUUUGUUCAAUACAGACCUCCUAUUCGCCGACGGUGAUUCGGAAGCUAAAAACUCCUUCACGCCAGCUCUCCUGCCUCCAUUCAGAAAGCCGUUUGUGGAAGAGCAUGACCACGCCUUGUCAACUUCGUCUUCGGAAGCGGACGAACCGGAGGGGCUUUUCUGCGUUUGGAAAGAGAAAGCUAUGGAAGCGUCGCCGAACAUCUGUAAAAAGAGCAACUCCACUGGAUUUUCAAAACUAAGGAGAUUUCGAGAAUUGGUCCUCCGAAGCAACAGCGACGGAAAGGACGCUUUCGUAUUCUUAAAUCAUCACAACCAUAACGAUGACCAUAAAAAUCAUCCUUCAACAGUAGCAGCAGCAAAAGCGAGUACAAAACCGAGAAAGGCAGAUAAAAGCGAAAAAAUCAUGGAGAAAAAGCGACAACCAGAGGUAAAGGGUGAAAAAGCUUCAUCGGCGCACGAGAGGUUUUACGUGAGCAAUCGGGCGAGGAAAGAGGAGCAUAAACGGAAAUCGUAUCUGCCAUACCGGGUCGGGUUCUUCACUAAUAUAAACGGGUUGACCAGAAACAUUCAUCCCUAUUAA
Manihot esculenta (cassava) is the source of this 888-nucleotide messenger RNA. RefSeq lists its product as uncharacterized. NCBI's taxonomy places the organism in Eukaryota, Viridiplantae, Streptophyta, Magnoliopsida, Malpighiales, Euphorbiaceae. The coding region runs from base 1 to 888 and encodes 295 amino acids. The transcript has a single exon. The record is from RefSeq and is a predicted model, not a curated record.